Messenger RNA from Patiria miniata (bat star), 1890 nucleotides. RefSeq lists its product as uncharacterized. NCBI's taxonomy places the organism in Eukaryota, Metazoa, Echinodermata, Asteroidea, Valvatida, Asterinidae. The transcript has a single exon. The record is from RefSeq and is a predicted model, not a curated record. Bases 139 to 1890 code for a protein of 583 amino acids.
CCCACUGGUGCCCAUAUACCUGUACACUGAAUUGUUUGUGCUGGCAAAUAAAAGAUUGAAGUGAGCAACCAUACAAAUUGGAUUGAGUCUACAGAAAAUUGGUCCUUCGAGCCGGAUACAAUCCAGCAAUUUAUCGACAUGUCUGUCAACGGUGAACCCCAAGCUGAAGAACCCCAAGCUGAAGAACCCCAAGCCGAAGAGUCACGACCUGCUCGUCAUCGGCGUUACCCGCUACACUUAGCCCAUGAUCACCAGGUGACACUUCCGCCUAGUCUACAGCAGCAAUCAGAAUUAUUUCAGCCCCAGCGACCAGUGGAUCCUGGCCGACCUCCCUCCAUUCGCAGUGGAAUCUCACACAACUCCUCAGCUAGAUCGUCCAGGUCGGAGAUCGUAAAGCGUCUUGCCGAACAGGAGUCACGCAGGAAACUUGAGGAGCUCCGGAGAAAAGCAGAUGAGGAGAAAGCAAGGGUCCAAUUCCAGGCCAUGCAGAGGGGAAUUGAGAUUGACUCAGACUAUAGGCAGGCAGAGAUUCAAGUAGAGACUGAGAGACUGCAACAUGAACUUGAUGUUGUUGAACAAGAAGAGCAAAAUCAAAUUGAGUCAGGUCAUAACUUGCCGGGUCGGGAUGAGUCGAUCAAAAAUAGAACAAGUGCAUGGGUAAACAAUGGGGUAAGUAUCUCUGAGCCCACCGUGUUUACGCCGGCUGGUACUGAUACCUCAGUGAAUCCUUGCACAUAUAUGCCAGUGUCUGCGCCAUUGCUGCAGCCCAGCAUUGCCACCUCCAUGACAAGUUACGUUUCUCACGGGGCGGCGAGCGCGCAAGCAACAAGUUCCUUGCCACAUUCCUUUAACCCAAAUCUUCCCGCAUUUUUACCUAACACCAUGUUAGUUCAGUCUUUGCCCACAGUUCGUUUGUUCAAUGGUGUACCAGUUGCACAGUUCCCGUCUACCAGUGGCGCACCAACAACAAAAGGAUUGGGUGGUCAGUGCUCAACGCAACGUGGCCCUCCUAGUCAGCAGCCUGCAGGGAACGACAAGGGUCCGGGACCGCCAACCAGUAGAGCAGACGUUUCCAGUGGUGAAGAGCAGAGUGAACCAAGUUCCUCGGGUGAUGAUGACCCAUCAGAGGGUGAUAGAGGUAACAAUCAUUCAUGCUGUCCUAAGGGAACUUCCAAAGCGACGGACAAGCCCCUAACUCCUGUUGCCAAUGCCAGUAACAGUCCUGUGACAGCUUUCACAGGCCCAUACGGCUGUGGCUUUGGAAUUUGGGACAGUCUCCCGAAGCUGGACAUCCCUAAGUUUGACAGUGAGCAUGAUGUUAGGCAGUACGUUACCUUUAGGACAUUGUGGGACAGCAUCAUGAAGGGCCCUAUGUGCCACCUACCAGAGGCCACCAAGUUCACCUACCUGCGAAGUCACCUUGGAGGUCGUCCACUUGCUAUCGCCGAUCGCAACCUCAUCUUGGGAGAUGGAGCAUAUGCCGCCACAAUGAAGCAGUUUCACAAGGCAUAUGGAGAUCCAGCACGAAUAAUCCAAGGCCUACUAGAUCAGCUAGAGUCUCGUCCUGUCCUGGCUCACAACGAUUGGUCUGGACUCCGUGACUUCUCUGAUGAGCUAGCUACUGCAGUAGAGACAGCAGAAAAAUUCGACUUCCGCGAUGAACUUAAGCAUCAUCGCUAUGCCACUGAACUGGUAAAGAAAUUACCUGAAAGGCUGCAUUCAGAAUUCCUUUCCAAAAUGUGGAAUCAAGACCAAGGUAUGAAAUACACCGUACAUCAUCUCAGCCAGUGGUUAAAAAAGAAGACCGGUCCUGCUGGUUUGAUCCUCCUAGAAAGGGCAAGCAAGUCGAAGUCCACCAGGGAGUCCUCACCGUGGAAGAGUCAAGGGUAG